AUGAUAGGCUCGAUGGCCUUUGCCGUAUUCGCGGGCCUUGCGCUUGCCACGGCCCUGGAAAGGCGAAAUGAUUCCGUGCAAGUCCCGUCUCCUAACAAGACGGCGCCGAUCCCUAACAGGACGGCGCCGAUGUCCGCCGCCUCGCCGGAGGCAACCCUCCUCGCCUGGAUCGAGCCCGGCCUGUCGUGGCACACAUGCGAGAUCGCCGUGACCGAGCAGGCCUGCGGCACCAAGCUAUUCUGCACAACCUGGGUGAACUGGUGGUAUCCAAAGGGCACAUAUCCGUACCAGGACGCCAAGGAGUGCCUGGCGGCCCGGGCGCAGCCGCCUCUCCCCACGAUCGUCUACCGCGGCGACCCGAGGCCGCCCGAAGAGUUCCGACGCCGGGGCGGCAUCGCGCCCAAGAAGCACGGCGCGCGCCACGGCAACCGGUCGUACAGCCUGCAGGCGCAUCACGAGGGCAAGGCAAAGUUCGCCGAUGCCUACGUCUCCACCACGAGCUGGUUCAGCGUCGCCCUUGGAUACGCUGUAGGCUCGGGCAAGCGCGCCUACGUCUACCGCGUGCGCCCCACGCCCAACAUGAUCGACCUCGACGCGUCUGGAGUUGUCUUGAAGUACGCGACCGAGAACGAGUUCGCCGCCCUGGGAGGCGUGCGUUGGGACCAGAUUGAGGCUUGGAUGCCCAUGCUGAAAAAUAUAACCGGCCGCGGGUUUGACCGCGAUGAGAUCCAAAGGUUCAAAAAUGUAGAGGCGUUCCAGGCAGAGUUCCCCGAGUACAUGCAUGCGUGGGUCAUCAACGACGAGUACAACUCGACCUUUGACAGCUUGAGCGCCAGCCACGGAGAGCCGCGCCUUGCCGGCACCAAGGCCAGCCUGGCCAAGUACAAGGAAAAGACGCUGGAGCAGUGGGCCGUCGAGUUCAUGGACAAGAACGGCGCGGCCGUGGGCUGGACGGGCAAGUUCCUUUUGGACUCCCCACCUGACGGGGGCGCCAACGGUAGUGUCCCGGGCGGCGGCUCUCGCGAGGCGGCCUUUGAGCGGAAGAAGCCCAUCCCGGCCCCGGCUCCGGACGCCGCCACCGGCAAGGUGAGCCCUCCGCAUGGACCCCUGGGGUUCCGCCUCAUUGGUACGAUGAAGGCUUAG
This is a messenger RNA of Hirsutella rhossiliensis, 1143 nucleotides long. Its product is annotated as heat-labile enterotoxin alpha chain domain-containing protein. Lineage: Eukaryota; Fungi; Ascomycota; Sordariomycetes; Hypocreales; Ophiocordycipitaceae. The transcript has a single exon. The record is from RefSeq and is a predicted model, not a curated record. Gene Ontology annotation, molecular function: toxin activity. Bases 1 to 1143 code for a protein of 380 amino acids.